CAUUCGCCUUCCCGCCAAAAAGGGAGGGAGGGGGAAACGGGGGAGGGGAGAGAUAAAACAAAGAGCAGCAGCUACAAAGAGCAGCUGGGCUGCAGAAGAUCGCAACUCGCUGGAGAGAUCACGAUGAAGAUGGCGGCGGCGGCGGCCUCUGCACCACCUCGUGGUGGACCCUCGUCCGAUCAAGGGGAAGGCGACAACAGUCUGCAGCCAUUUUUCCUUCUCCAUAAAGCGGCCUCCUCCUCCGACAAAUCCGAUCGGAAACCGUUCCGGAGGAGGAUCCCCUCGUCUCCAGCAUCCCCGAAUAAACCCGGCAAGUCGGAUGACGACGAUUGCUCCGGGGAUCAUUCCCACGAGCGCUUGCGAAUGGAGGCUUUCCAACAUGCCUGGUCUGAUAUCGAGACUACCAUUAAGGGUGUCCUCCAGAGUAUCGACUCUGGUACAUUCGAGGCUAUAUAUUCCUCGAUCAGUGACUUUUAA
Molecule: messenger RNA, 477 nt
Organism: Syzygium oleosum
Lineage: Eukaryota; Viridiplantae; Streptophyta; Magnoliopsida; Myrtales; Myrtaceae
Product: origin of replication complex subunit 3-like
Exons: 3
Coding region: 124-477 (117 amino acids)
Biological process (GO): DNA replication; DNA replication initiation
Cellular component (GO): nuclear origin of replication recognition complex; nuclear pre-replicative complex; DNA replication preinitiation complex
Molecular function (GO): DNA replication origin binding
Source: RefSeq, a predicted model, not a curated record